CUAACGUGCCCACCAGACAGACGCCAACCGUAGCCUGUAAGUGGAGGGAAGUCACUACCUACCUACAGUACUGUUGUCCAUCUUCUCCAGUCGCGCCGAAAUUAUUUCUCCAACCAGAUACGCGAUCGAUCCAGCCUCAUCAUCGCCUAUAUCGUCUCUUGGUCCGAACAUUCAUCUAUCAACGAUAACCUAGAAAGGUUGCGAUUUUCUUUACAGCUAUUCUACAUCUCCAUGACUCGCCGCAGAUAGAAUUCUGGUAGCUGCGACACCGCGCCUUCACGUAUUCUUAAUUCUGAACUUUGGAAUACCUCUUCGCCUUGGGUACCCCUGCCUUCUCGCCGUGCUUGAAUCCAAUCUAAGCUUCAACGCCAACAGCGAAGAUGGAAGAGCAGGCCAGCUACGGCCCUCCAGCCAAUGGAGCUUCCCCUGGCAGCAAUCCGAAUUUAGCGCAACCACAUCAGCAAGCUGAUGCAGCUUCUGCGCCUGGCCAGCCUGAUGAUAUUCAGAUGUCCGAGGGCCCAUCAACCGACCCUGUUAUUAAGCAAGACAGCACUACUCCUGCACCUACGGGUACCUCAGAUAAUCCCCUCGAUGCGCCUCCAGCACCACCUGCUGAAUCCACUCUAGCUAAAGAAGACGAGGAGAUGGGCGAUGCUUCCGCUGCGUCCAAGGAUAAGGAACAAGCAGCCAAGGAUGGUGAAGACGGCGCACCAGGCGCAGACGGUGCAGCACAAGAGGCCAAAUCGAAAGAAAGCAUUGAGAAUGCUGCUAGAGAACACUUGAUAUCUCAAACCCACGCCAUUGUACUCCCAAGUUACAGCACAUGGUUCGACAUGAACGACAUCAAUAACAUAGAGCGCAAGGCCUUGCCUGAGUUCUUCAACAGCAGGAAUCGAAGCAAGACACCCCAUGUCUAUAAGGAUUAUCGCGACUUUAUGAUCAACACUUACCGGUUAAACCCCGUGGAAUACUUGACAGUCACUGCGUGCCGACGUAACCUAGCUGGUGAUGUAUGCGCCAUAAUGCGUGUGCAUGCCUUUCUAGAGCAAUGGGGCUUGAUCAACUACCAGGUCGACGCGGAUCAGCGUCCUUCCCAAGUCGGUCCCCCCUUCACCGGGCACUUCAAGGUCAUCUGUGACACUCCUCGUGGACUUCAGCCUUGGCAGCCUGCAGCAGAUCCGAUUCUACUGGAAGGCAAGAAAAAUUCUGACACGGACCAAAAAGCUCAUGCGGCCGCCACUGCUGCUGGUGAACGAAACCUCGAGAUCGGCCGCAACAUCUAUGAAGCUAAUGCGAAAGGCACAAAAGUCACCAAAACCGAGAACAAACCUAACGGCGAAUCAGCCACUAACGGUACCGAUGAUGGUCUGAAGGGCCCCAUUGCGAAGGUCUUUUGUCAAACUUGCGGCAUUGACUGUACGCGUCUUUAUUACCACCUUCCCGAGGCGAAGGCUGCGGACAAGACUAAGCAUGACGUCUGCUCGACAUGUUAUUUGGAGGGGCGCAUACCGAGCAACCAAACAAACAACCAAUUUGUUCGAGUGGAAAACAAAGCUUACUCUACUGUUCUCGAACGCGAUGCUCCAUGGAGCGAUGCUGAGAUUCUCCGACUUCUUGAAGGGCUUGAGCAAUAUGAUGACGAUUGGUCUGAAAUUGCCGAACAUGUUGGAACCCGGACCAGAGAAGAAUGCGUCUUGCAAUUCCUUCAAUUAGAUAUCGAAGACAAAUACCUUGAGUCAGAAGCUCCCGUCCGAGCUCCGAUAGGUAUGCCUAUGCUGGGAAGCCAUGGUGGCUUCCUUCCUUUCAGCCAGACUGAUAAUCCAGUUAUGUCCGUCAUUGCCUUCCUCGCUAGUCUUGCCGAUCCAAAAUCAACUGCAGCGGCCGCAAAGAAAUCUGUUGAGGAGCUUCAACAGGGACUGCGUAAACGGAUCGAAGGUGGCGAUGCGACAAAGGUAAAUGGAAAAGGCAAAGAGAAAGAAGGAGAUUCAAUGGAGAUCGAUAUUCAGCAAGAAACCACUACUACCACUACUACCACCACCACCACAACUACCAAUACCCUUGCGACCAUACCGCUAGCAGCUAUGGGAGCGAGAGCCGGAGGGCUAGCAUCUCAUGAAGAACGAGAAAUGACUCGUCUACUGUCCGCCGCAGUCAAUGUUACCCUCCAGAAGAUGGAAUUGAAGCUCAAAUAUUUCGAUGAGAUGGAGAGUAUUCUCCAAGCUGAGCGACGUGAGCUUGAGCGGGGCAGGCAGCAGCUAUUCCUUGAUCGCUUAGCAUUCAAGAGACGGGUUCGCGAGGCCCAGAAUGGGUCGAACUCUGGAGGUGACUUGAAGAGUACCGAAAUGAAUGGCACCAGUCUGACAUUCAUGUCCGCUCCAGCUGCGGGUGCUGUUCAGCCUCUGAGUAGCGAUGGAGCUAUCAAAAGCUACGAAGCCUAGGGAGCCUGGAGGCAUCUGUAUUACCAAUAUGCGGCAGAGGCGAAUGCGCGGUCGGGUGCAGGUGGCGAAUCAAUGGGAUAUCUUUAAGGGACAAGGUCUGGCUUUGUGAUUCAUACAUUUAAACUGCUCAUGUUUCUAAUACGGCGUUUCAUCUCGGGCCUUUGGCACAGUACAUUGUUUUCUCCCAUGUUUAUCAGAAGUAGUGUCAUUCAAUAAAUGUACCACCAUUAUUGCCGGUGCACAACAAUCGGUUACUCGCUC
Xylaria bambusicola is the source of this 2699-nucleotide messenger RNA. Its product is annotated as putative RSC complex subunit. Gene Ontology annotation, molecular function: DNA binding; histone binding. Gene Ontology annotation, biological process: positive regulation of DNA-templated transcription. The transcript is spliced from 3 exons. Gene Ontology annotation, cellular component: SWI/SNF complex. The record is from RefSeq and is a predicted model, not a curated record. Bases 381 to 2438 code for a protein of 685 amino acids. NCBI's taxonomy places the organism in Eukaryota, Fungi, Ascomycota, Sordariomycetes, Xylariales, Xylariaceae.